This is a messenger RNA of Clarias gariepinus (North African catfish), 981 nucleotides long. RefSeq names its product C-C chemokine receptor type 4-like. The transcript is spliced from 2 exons. Gene Ontology annotation, cellular component: membrane. Gene Ontology annotation, molecular function: chemokine receptor activity. NCBI's taxonomy places the organism in Eukaryota, Metazoa, Chordata, Actinopteri, Siluriformes, Clariidae. The coding region runs from base 1 to 981 and encodes 326 amino acids. Gene Ontology annotation, biological process: G protein-coupled receptor signaling pathway; immune response; chemotaxis. The record is from RefSeq and is a predicted model, not a curated record.
AUGACAACCAAAUUCCCUGACUACUAUGACCUAAAUUUAGAUGAAAGCAUAUAUCAGGCCUGCACCAAUGAAUACUUAAAGGAAUUUAGCCGAGUCUUCCUCCCCACACUCUACUGCAUUGUCUUUAUCAUUGGAUUCAUUAGCAACAGCCUGGUGUUGUGUGUCCUGGUCAAGAACUACAAAAAAUCCAACAUGUCAGAUGUGUGCCUCUUCAAUCUGGCACUUUCAGACCUCCUCUUCCUUAUCUCUUUGCCUUUCUGGGCUCACUAUGCAGCCAGCACUGAGUGGAUCUUCGGGGGCUUUAUGUGCCAUGCAGUGACAGCGCUCUACAUGCUGGGAUUCUAUGGAAGCAUCUUCUUCAUGAUCCUCAUGACUGUAGACCGCUAUGCUGUCAUUGUCCACAGAAAUAACAACCUCAUUCCAAAAUACUGGUCUGUCAGAGCUGGUAUAGCUUUGGUAUUGUUUAUGUGGGUACUUAUUAUGGGAGCCUCUCUGCCAAUUAUCAUUUUCUCACAAGUGAUGAACACAUCAAAUGUGUCAAAAUGUGUAGUGAUAUUUCCACAAGGGACAGAGUGGAUGUCUUCCUUUUACCUUCAGAUUAUUUUCCACUGGAUCCUUCCUCUGUCAGUGAUGGUGUUCUGUUAUUCGCGCAUCAUCCCUAUUUUAAUGGCUAUGAAGUCUCAGAAGAGAUACAAAGCUGUCAGGCUCCUGCUGAUCACAGUCACUGUUUUCUUUUUCUUCUGGGUGCCCUACACCAUUGUCAUCUUCCUGAAGUUUUUACAAUACUUGGGCUACAUGAACACCUGUCGGUUAUAUCAGGACCUUAACAUGGCUUUGCAAUGGGUGAAAAUAAUAGCAUUCAGCCACUGCUGCCUCAACCCCAUAAUUUACGGCUAUAUGGGGCAAAGAUUCAGGAAAUUAUUUCUCAAAGCAUUGAAUGAUUGGUUUCCUCUUUGUUUUGGCAAGCCAACAACAAUUUAA